GAUCACCAAAACCUCAAGUUAUGGCACUCCAAUUAGGAUAUUUGCUCUUAGGAAAUUAUUUUCUGCAACUCAUUGGCUUUGCAUUGGCAAAUAGCGAAGCCACCAUUCCAGUUACACCCAGUCAAUAUGACACUGCUUUUCUCAACAGAAGCAGUUUUCCAGCUGGGUUCGUAUUUGGCUCAGCUUCAUCUUCUUACCAGUAUGAAGGGGCUGCAGGAGGAGGUGGUAAAGGACCAAGCAUAUGGGAUACCUACACCCACAAACAUCCAGAAAGGAUCCAAGAUGGCAGCAACGGAGAUGUGGCUAUUGAUGAAUAUCACCACUAUAAGGAAGAUGUGGAGAUUAUGAAGAACAUGGGGAUGGAUGCUUAUAGAUUCUCUAUCUCAUGGCCAAGAUUGUUACCGAAUGGAAAGCUAAGCGGGGGCGUGAACGAGGAAGGAAUCAAAUACUACAACAGUUUCAUCAACGAACUCCUACACAAUGGUCUAAAGCCAUUUGUAACCCUCUUCCACUGGGAUUUUCCCCAAGCCUUAGAAGACGAAUACGGUGGUUUCUUAAGCCCUCAUAUUAUAAAUCACUUUCGAGACUAUGCAGAGCUUUGCUACAAGGAAUUUGGUGAUCGGGUAAAAUACUGGAUCACAUUCAAUGAGCCAUGGAGCUAUAGUGUUGGUGGUUAUGCAAAAGGGGACUUCGCGCCCGGACGAUGUUCUGAUUGGCAGAAGCUAAAUUGCAUCGGUGGGGAUUCAAGUACAGAACCAUAUAUGGUGGCACACAACCAGCUCCUUGCACAUGCAACUGCUGUAGAAUUGUACAAGAAGAAAUAUCAGGCAUCUCAAAAGGGUCUGGUAGGGAUAACGCUAUUGUCACAUUGGUUUGUGCCUAUUUCUGAAGCCAAGCACCAUAAAAAUGCUGCAUUACGAGCCUUGGAUUUUAUGUUUGGAUGGUUUGCGGAGCCAAUAACAAGUGGUGACUAUCCGCACAGUAUGCGGUCUCUUGUUGGAAAUCGUCUACCAAACUUCACGAAAGCAGAAUCUAAAUUGCUAAAUGGGUCAUUUGAUUUUCUUGGAUUAAAUUACUAUACUACUUAUUAUGCAGCCUAUGCAAGCCGACAAAAUUCUGUAAAUGCAAGCUACUUGACAGAUGCUCGUGCUAAUUUUUCAUUUGAGCUUAAUGGGGUCUCUAUUGGUCCAAAGGCUGCUUCAGAUUGGCUAUAUGUUUAUCCAAGAGGAAUUGAAGAUCUUUUACUCUACACAAAGAGAAAGUAUAAUGAUCCACUCAUUUACAUUACGGAGAAUGGGAUUGAUGAGUUCAGCCAUCCAAAAUUGUCACUUGAGGAAGCCCUUAAUGAUAGCCAGAGAAUUGACUACUACUAUCUCCACCUCUAUUACGUUCGACGAGCCAUCAAGCACGGUGUCCAUGUUAAGGGAUUCUUUGCAUGGUCUCUGUUGGAUAAUUUUGAAUGGUAUAGUGGUUACACUCUUCGAUUCGGUAUGAACUUUGUGGAUUACAAAAAUGGGUUGAAACGAUACCCAAAACUCUCAGCCCAUUGGUUCAAAAAGUUCCUAAGUACUAGGGAAAUCGAAUUGCAGACGUUGUUUGUGACCAAAUAAAUUAUGUAUAAUGUGAAUGUUAUUUGUGUAUGAACAAGAAUAAAAAGUCGGUUGGGUCCAACCAAAUUCCU
Messenger RNA from Prunus dulcis (almond), 1681 nucleotides. RefSeq names its product beta-glucosidase 12-like. The transcript is spliced from 13 exons. Bases 21 to 1610 code for a protein of 529 amino acids. The record is from RefSeq and is a predicted model, not a curated record. Gene Ontology annotation, molecular function: beta-glucosidase activity. Gene Ontology annotation, biological process: carbohydrate metabolic process. NCBI's taxonomy places the organism in Eukaryota, Viridiplantae, Streptophyta, Magnoliopsida, Rosales, Rosaceae.